UCGCCACUACCAAAUUACAUAAUAUAAACACAAAAACGUUUCAGCUGUUAUUUUUUAGCCCCAAUCCACUCCCAUGUUUAAUAAAGCAAGAAGUGGCGUAAAACUGGUGCUGUUCUGCGUGUAAAUCCCCGGUUUUUUAAUUUUUGUAUUUGCAGCUUCGUUUUUUUUCCAAAACUCUUGACAAUAAGUCACGAAUCAAUUGUCAACACUUCCAUUCUGCGUUGUUUCAUAAAGUGGGCUCGCAGAUGUACUUGAAGCUUCCCAGUGGGGCAAAAAUGCCGGUUUUGGGUCUGGGGACUUGGGAGGCAAUAAGCGAUGAGGAGAUCGAAACAGCGGUGAACACCGCACUUGACUUCGAGUAUCGUCACAUCGACACGGCGUGGGUGUACGAAAACGAGGGGGCUAUCGGGAAAGUUUUGAAAAAACGCUUCGCUUCGGGGCUGAAACGGAAGGAUGUUUUUAUUACGACGAAAUUGCCUAUGACGGGGGUGCACCCCGAGAGGGUGUCCAUGUUCAUGGAGAAGUCUUUGGCGAAUUUGCAAUUGGAUUACGUCGAUUUGUACUUGAUUCAUUUCCCUGUUGGUUGUAAAUAUUACGAGGGGGAGACGAGGCCCAAAUUCAACGAUAAAGGGGAGAUUGAGACUGAGGGGAGGACCGAUCAUGGGGCCCUAUGGAAGAAAAUGGAAGAGUUGGUCGAUUCGGGAAAGGCGAAAAACAUCGGUUUGUCAAACUACAACAUUUCCCAAAUUGAAACAAUCCUGCAAAACGCCAAGAUUAAGCCUGCGGUGCUCCAAGUCGAGCUCCACGUCUAUUUACAACAACGCGAACUUGUGGAAUUUUGCCAGAAAAACAAAAUUGUUGUCGUCGCUUACUCCCCCUUGGGGAAUCCCGGGAUGAACAAAUUCCUGCAAAAACUGGGCCAACAGCCGAGACAGUUAGCAAACAUCCUGGAAGACCCAGUCGUUGGCGAAAUCGCCAAAAAACACAAGAAAACCCCGGCGCAAGUCGCGUUGCGAUUCUUGGUACAGAGGGGCUGUGCUGUCAUUCCCAAGAGUGUAACGCCGAAAAGGAUCGAUGAGAAUCGCAAAUUGUUCGAUUUUGUUUUGAGUGAUGAGGAAAUGAAGGCUUUGCAGGGGCUAGAUGUGGGGGAAGCGGCCAGAGUCUGCGAUUUUAAGGUUUUUGGGGGACUUGACAAGCACCCCGACUUCCCGUUCACACGACAGUGAACCUUUUGCCCCCAAAACUGGCAAAUUACAGGAAAUAUAAAAUUGUGGUGUAAUGCUGGUUGCAUACACUCAAAGUACCAAUUGAGACUAAUUGAAUUAUUACGCAACAAAUAAACUAAUUAAUGACAAA
Molecule: messenger RNA, 1356 nt
Organism: Tribolium madens (black flour beetle)
Lineage: Eukaryota; Metazoa; Arthropoda; Insecta; Coleoptera; Tenebrionidae
Product: aldo-keto reductase family 1 member B1-like
Exons: 5
Coding region: 246-1226 (326 amino acids)
Cellular component (GO): cytosol
Molecular function (GO): aldose reductase (NADPH) activity
Source: RefSeq, a predicted model, not a curated record